Messenger RNA from Glycine soja, 934 nucleotides. RefSeq names its product ubiquitin-conjugating enzyme E2 variant 1C-like. The coding region runs from base 11 to 673 and encodes 220 amino acids. The record is from RefSeq and is a predicted model, not a curated record. NCBI's taxonomy places the organism in Eukaryota, Viridiplantae, Streptophyta, Magnoliopsida, Fabales, Fabaceae. Gene Ontology annotation, cellular component: nucleus. Gene Ontology annotation, biological process: protein K63-linked ubiquitination; DNA damage tolerance. The transcript is spliced from 4 exons.
GGACGUAUCGAUGCGUUUGGUCCUCAUAGAAGAAGCGUCGACCGACGACCGAGACCGAGAGAACAUGUGUGAUUACGGUAAUACCCUUCCCUAUUACAGCAAAUCGCUGUUGUGCCAUUUUCUUUUUCUUGGUUAUUCCAACAUUAAUUUUUGCAAACACACAGCGAUUCCCCUCUUUCUGAGAUAUUUCGAAUUUCGAUACUUUGAUCAGAUCCACAACACUCCUUCAUCCAUGACGCUUGGCUCUUCAGGAUCCAGUGUCGUGGUUCCAAGGAACUUCAGAUUGCUGGAGGAGCUUGAGAAGGGAGAAAAAGGAAUCGGAGAUGGAACAGUUAGCUAUGGAAUGGAUGAUGGUGACGACAUUUACAUGCGCUCUUGGACUGGAACCAUUAUUGGCCCCUAUAAUACUGUACAUGAAGGAAGAAUUUAUCAAUUGAAGUUGUUUUGUGAUAAAGACUACCCAGAAAAGCCCCCAAGUGUUCGGUUUCAUUCACGAAUCAAUAUGACUUGUGUUAAUCAUGAAACUGGAGUGGUUGAAUCAAAGAAAUUUGGUCUUCUUGCAAAUUGGCAACGGAGGUUUACCAUGGAAGAUAUACUGACCCAGCUGAAGAAGGAAAUGGCGGCUUCACAUAACCGCAAGCUUGUCCAACCUCCUGAAGGUACUCACUAUUAGUGUCCAAGAUCAUACCGAUAUUGGAUCAUAUUGCAUUUGCAGUAUGCAAUAUAUAGUAUGUAUUACUCUUGAUCCUUCUAAAUUCAAGAACAUAAUGGGGAAUGCUCAAAAGAGCUUCAUCUUUACCUCCAUUGAGUUGUUUUGUUGCAAUACAUUUUCAACUGUGUUGAAGGGAUGCUCUUUGAUUUGUCCUAAUUAUUGAAAGCAACUCUUAAAGUAGUGUUCUUUUCUUAUUAUAACAGUUUUUCCCGUUUUGACCUU